This is a messenger RNA of Pleuronectes platessa (European plaice), 2041 nucleotides long. RefSeq names its product trimethyllysine hydroxylase, epsilon (gene tmlhe). NCBI's taxonomy places the organism in Eukaryota, Metazoa, Chordata, Actinopteri, Pleuronectiformes, Pleuronectidae. Gene Ontology annotation, cellular component: mitochondrion. Gene Ontology annotation, molecular function: trimethyllysine dioxygenase activity; iron ion binding. The coding region runs from base 395 to 1621 and encodes 408 amino acids. The record is from RefSeq and is a predicted model, not a curated record. Gene Ontology annotation, biological process: carnitine biosynthetic process. The transcript has 7 exons.
UCGGAGUAAGGGAUGUGACUGAGAACAGAAAGUUAUCCUCAAGAACUUCUUUACUGUGAUCGAAAGGAGUUAUACCAGCACCAAAGAAGAGAGGAACAUUCUCUCCAUCUCUAUUGUCAAGAGGAGGAGGGGAUCCACACGAGCAUCAAACUGCUCCACCGGUAACACAGACGGUCCCAGCUGUCCAACAUUAAGCCGCCUCAUAGGAGGAACUGUGCGGAGUUCAGUGGUCAAUCUCAUUUCAUAAUGUAACAAGCUGAGAGGCUGCGGUGAAGCCUGGAGAGCAAAACAACUUUUUCUUGGAAGGAUCGUUUCUGCGUCCGCACGGUGACUGGAGUAUAUUCUCUGAUCCUCUGUGCUAUAUUCUCUGUGUGUGCACAGUUCUGCAGUCGAGAUGUUUGUGCGGCUGCAGAGGAAGCUGCAGACUCAGCUGCUGUCUGGUCUCAGAAGCACACGGGCGCCAUUGAGGGUCAAGCUGCAGACCCGCGCCUGUGCAUCGACCUCCUCAGCUCUCCGCUUGCACAGCGACCACCUCGUGGUCAGCUAUGAGGGCACCCAGAUGCGACUGAACUUCGUGUGGCUGCGGGACCACUGCCGCUCCGCCUCGUCCUACAACUCCAAAACCAACCAGAGGAACCUGGACACCGGCAGCAUAGAGCUCAACAUCCGCCCUGACACUACAGCAGUGGAAGGGGGUCACCUCGUCCUCACGUGGCGUGAUGGUCAUGUGUCCAAGUACAGCCUGAACUGGUUAGCUCAGAACAGCUAUGAGAGGAAGAAGCAGAGCACUGUCCAGCCUCGCAUCCUUUGGAACUCAAACAUUUACAAAAACAAAAACGUACCAUCAGCCAAGUGGGAGAAGUUUAUGAGCUGUGAUGAAGAGCUGAAGCAGUUUCUUCAGAACUAUCUGCUGUACGGGAUCGCGUUUGUUGAUGAUGUCCCAGCCACAGUGGAGGCCACGGAGGCGGUUUCCAAGAGGGUCAGUCUUAUCAGAGAGACCACGUAUGGAGGAAUGUGGAGCUUUACUUCCGACCAUUCCAGAGGAGACAGCGCCUACAGCCAGCUGGCCCUGGAUCGCCACACUGACACCUCCUACUUUCAGGAGCCAUGCGGAAUACAGGUUUUCCACUGCCUAAAGCACGAGGGCACUGGGGGAAGGACACUACUUGUAGAUGGGUUCUACGCUGGGGAGAAAUUACGUCAGCGGUCUCCUGAAAACUUUGAGCUGCUUUCCCGUGUGCCUAUCGGACACGAGUACAUUGAAAAAACUGACACCCACCGAAACCACAUGAGCGACAUCGGCCCUGUGCUAAACGUCUAUCCUUGGAACGAUGAACUUUACCUGAUCAGAUACAACAACUAUGACCGAUCGGUGAUUAACACAGUCCCCCAUGAGGUUGUCCAGAGAUGGUAUGCGGCACAUCGAGAGUUGACAACAGAACUAAGGCGGCCAGAGAACGAGCUGUGGGUCAAACUGACUCCAGGGAAAGUGGUUUUCAUAGACAACUGGCGAGUCAUGCAUGGGAGGGAGUCAUUCACAGGCUUGAGGGAGCUGUGUGGGUGUUAUCUGACCAGAGAUGACGUCCUCAGUGCAGCACGUGGCUUUGACCUGCAGGCCUGAUCCUGGACAUGAUCGUUGCUUCACUUCUGUGCCUUGUUGUUUAGCUUUUUUAAUAUAUGAUUACUCAGGUCUGCACUUCAGAACAAUCACAACAGUCUAAGUCUGUCCCAUUGGGCAAAGGGAUAUUAUAUGUAAGGUCAUGCACAUUUUAUGCAGGAAUUAGGAAUGAACCUGAGAAGAUCCCAUUCAGUUUCAAUUCAAAUUCCUUGGAAAUAAAGCGGCCACAUAUUUAUGAGAGUGAAAUUUAGUGCAGGUGCAAAUUAUAAGCCAGAUCUAAAUGUUUCAUAAGGGGAUUGUUGGGACUUGAUGGAGGUUUGCACUACUGAUUUAUCUCAUAUGUUAUCAGUCACCUAUCAUCAUCUAAUUUCCAAAACACUGGUGUGUUAUGAUAUUAUCAAUAAAGAGCCCGUGAGUCAGAUA